This is a messenger RNA of Colletotrichum truncatum, 591 nucleotides long. Its product is annotated as putative ion channel. NCBI's taxonomy places the organism in Eukaryota, Fungi, Ascomycota, Sordariomycetes, Glomerellales, Glomerellaceae. The record is from RefSeq and is a predicted model, not a curated record. Gene Ontology annotation, molecular function: mechanosensitive monoatomic ion channel activity. Gene Ontology annotation, cellular component: membrane. Gene Ontology annotation, biological process: monoatomic ion transport.
AUGCCAAUCACCCUCCCGUUCAGCGACCGGAUCUCAGCCUCCGCUAGCAUGCCACGACUCAAUAGCCAAGCAGACGAGGAGGAGUCGCUCAUCCAACGCGGCCAGGAGAAGGCGCGCCGCUUCUGGGACGGUUUCGUCGACUUCGCGCUGCAGGGCAAUAUUCUCGAGAUCGCCUUUGGAUUGAUCCUUGCCGCCUCUUUCACAACUCUGGUCAACAACUUUGUGUCAAACAUCCUGAUGCCUCCUCUCUCCAUUAUCUUUCCCCUGAAUCGCAACCUAGAGGAAAAGUUCGCCGUCUUGAAAGGAGGUCCAAACUACACUCACGAGAGCAAGUACACGACCCUUGAGCGUGCCAAGGAUGACGGCGCUGUCGUGUUGGCUUACGGCUCUUUUCUCAAUCAACUCGCCUCCUUUCUCUGCGUCGGCGUCUCACUCUACGGCCUGGCGCACAUUUAUCAAUUCUUUUCCAGAGAGCCCAUAAUUAAGCAUACCGUUAAGUGCAAGUACUGCCGCAAGCGAAUAAGCGAUAAGGCACUCCGUUGCAUCAACUGCACCAGCUGGCAAGAUGGGCGCGAGGAACGAAUGCAGUGA